This is a messenger RNA of Blumeria graminis f. sp. triticale, 4797 nucleotides long. NCBI's taxonomy places the organism in Eukaryota, Fungi, Ascomycota, Leotiomycetes, Helotiales, Erysiphaceae. The record is from the annotation of a GenBank genome assembly.
AUGACAAGACAAAAGUCCACCAAUCGGCGCAAAUCAGGUCGUAUCGCAAAGAACAAUGCCAUCGCUGUGAUAGUACCAAAACCAAAGAAUAAAUGGAAGUACCAACCAUUUCAGCCAAGUACAACUGUCAAGGCAAUCUUAGAAAGCUUGUCUGAUUCAAACAUUAAACAAAAAUAUAAGAUUGAGUACGAUGAUGGCCUCGAAGAAGAGGCCUCACUAUCGAAAAUUCUGAGUCUCCCAAAUGGACUGGAAGCGCUAGAAGUAUUCACAACCAAAGAAAUUGUCAAUGGUUCGAAAAGCAAACGGCUAACCGAAAUAAAAGCAACCGAACCAGUACUUAAUAGAAGACAAACAAGAUCGAGUGCGUCGCACAGCGAUUUAAUCGGUGGCCGAGAUCCUGAUUUAGCGUCAGAGACAAGUUCAGAUGAUUUAAAUGUCGUCAUAACUAAGAAGCGUCGACUUAAUGAUGGAUGGACCCCAACACUAACUGACCAAAUCACUCCCUGUCGACGGAGUAGCAGGGUGGGAUCUAAAUCUCUUGACCACCAACAAUUAACCGCAUCAUCAGCUCGACAGAAUUCAUCAAAUACUAGAGAUUCAUCUCAAGAUAGGCCAAAAACAUCUAAAUCCCGCAAUAAAACUCUUAGCCCCUAUUUUUUAAAACUCCAUAGCCGUAGUCAUACUACACGGCCUAACUCCAAUUUAAACAAAGAAUUAUACAAGUCCUAUUCAAACCUGGAUCACGAAUCUGAUAAUGAAUCAGACGAAUUAGCAAGUAAAGCUCGAAAGCAUGACACAAAGUUCUCUUCCGUCAGAUCAAAAAUUUCUACACGUUCAACUCGAUCUACAAAAAAAUUCAGUGGUUCGAAAUUAACUCAGUCAGCUAAUUGGAAAACAAAGGAAGACGAUGAUUAUUUCUCUUCUCCAGUGCGUGAAACUCGAAGGUCAGGGCGUCAAAUUAUCAAAAAGACGUCACUGAUAACUAUUGACAAAAAAAAUGAUGGUAAUAAUGACGAUGACGGUGACGACGAUGCCAGCGACAGUGACGAUGAUAGCGAAGAUGAUGAAGAUGCUAGCAGCAGAGAUGAACUAUCUACCACUGAGGAGUUGAGUGCAACGCCAAAGGUGAUGAGCAUCCGUGAAGUCUACCCACUCCUAUCACUAAAUAAUAAAUUUCGGAAGUACCACAACAACACGUGUGAUGUUUGCGGCGGGAUUGAUAAUCAUCCAAGCAAAAGCUCCCUGAUAUAUUGCCAAGGAUGCUCUACUUCCAUUCACAAAGUCUGUCUUGGUCACCGUCAUUCUCGAAGGCAUAUGGUUACAAAAGUUGGCCACGAAAAUUUUGUCCUACAGUGUCAUCGAUGCAUCGGGGCUGCAGCUGAAAAGGAUGCAACAAUUCCUCGACUAGAUAAAUGCCAAGUUUGUCGACAGACCGGCUCAUCUUGCGCGGCUUUUUCAACCAAAAAAACUGCAAAACAAGAGGAAAAAAUUCGCGAAGAAAACGAUGGUGACGAUCCUAUUACACAGGUAUCUAGUCAUCUUAUAAAUAACCCAAAAAACGUCUUGUUUCGAUGCGUUACUUGCAAACGAGCGACUCAUUUUGAACAUUUACCACCCCUAAGUAAAGAUGACGAAAAAUCAGAUGAUAUCGAUAUCCUCCGAGAGAUUAAACUAAAAGAAUAUAAAUCCAAAUGGCGCUGUAAAGAUUGUCAAAAUAACUCAGCAAAGGUUCAUAGGUUAGUCUGCUGGAGACCCCUGGAGCGCGAGUCAUUCAGUAAUCAAGCCAUCGAAGACUUGUGCGCUGAUAGCAUCGAAUAUCUGAUUAAAUGGGAAGAAAAAUCGUAUUUUGAAUGCACCUGGAUGCCAGGUAGUUGGGUAUGGGGUGUAACACAAAAGAGUAUGCGGAAAGCUUUUUUGCGUCGGAACGAUGAUGAUAACAUGCUCCUAAAAUGGUCCUUUGAGGAAGCAGUUCCAGAAGAUUAUCUACGGAUUGAUAUUGUACUUGAUGUCCGCUAUACUCACGGCUUCAAUCCCAAAUCCGAAAAAUCUGACCAGAUCGCUAUCAACAUGGUAGAUGAGAUAUAUGUCAAGUUUAAAGGCUUAGGUUACGACGAUAUCGCUUGGGUAUCACCUCCUAAGCCUGAAGACUCCGGCCGCUGGAGUGAUUUUGUAGCCGCAUAUCAUGAAUACAUCGCAGGAAAGUAUUUUCCUCGUUUCUCGGCCGCAAGUAUGGAAAAACGCAUUGAGAGCUUCCGUAAACUCGACUUUGCCAAAAGAGUUGAGUUGAAAAAGCAACCAUCUCAACUCUCUGGAGGUAAAAUGAUGCCGUAUCAAAUGGAAGGUUUAAAUUGGCUAUUAUAUAAAUUUCAUCAAAAAAACAAUGUCGUAUUGGCUGAUGAAAUGGGACUAGGAAAAACAAUUCAAAUUAUCGCCCUCUUCGCUACUUUAGCAAAGAAUAACCCAAUCUGCUGGCCAUUCCUUGUCAUUACGCCAAACUCCACUUGUGCUAACUGGCGAAGAGAAAUAAAGAAGUGGGCACCUUCUUUACGGGUUGUGUCUUAUUACGGUCCUAAGAGUGCUCGUGAGGUUUCUAUGAAGUACGAGAUGUAUCCAGAUGGCUGUACCGACUUAAGAGCUCACGUAGUCGUCACAUCAUACGAAACACCUAUAGAUGGUAAUAGCAAAUCAUGGUUCAGCCAUGUCAAGUGGAGCGGAUUAAUCGUAGACGAAGGACAACGACUCAAAAAUGACAGGAACCUUCUUUACGUUGCGUUGAAGUCAUUACAUAUUCCAUUCAGAAUUCUUUUGACAGGCACGCCACUCCAAAAUAAUAAGCGAGAGUUAUUCAACUUGUUGCAAUUUCUGGAUCCAAAAAUUAAUGCGGCAAAACUCGAAGAUCAGUAUCAAAUAUUGACGAAGGAAAACUUGCCUGAAAUCCACGAGCUCAUUCGUCCAUUCUUUCUGAGGCGCACAAAACUCGGGGUAUUGAAGUUCUUACCACCAAUGGUCCAGGUAAUUGUACCUGUAUCUAUGAGCAUAGUUCAAAAGAAACUUUAUAAAUCAAUCUUGGCCAAGAACCCUGAUCUUAUCAGAAGGGUAUUUGGUCAGCCUAAAGCAAAUCUUGCUCCAACAGAACGAGGUAACUUGAAUAACAUCCUCAUGCAACUCCGAAAAUGCCUGUGCCAUCCGUUUUUGUACAGUACAGCUAUUGAAGAACGCUCGGCUAGCGAAGAAGCUAUACAAAGAAACCUCAUUGACGCUUCUUCCAAGUUACAGCUUCUUGAAAUCAUGUUACCCAAACUUCAAGAACGCGGUCAUAGGAUAUUAAUAUUUAGUCAAUUCCUUAACAACUUAGACUUGAUUGAGGAUUUUUUGACAAAUCUUAACCUUAGUUUCCAGCGACUAGAUGGUAGUAUUAGUUCACUAGAGAAACAGAAGCGUAUUGAUGCGUUCAAUCAACGUGACUCACCCUAUUUCGCCUUUCUCCUCUCAACACGAGCUGGAGGCGUAGGUAUUAAUCUAGCAACCGCUGAUACAGUACUGAUAAUGCGAAUUGGACAGAAGAAAAAAGUGACGGUUCUCCAGUUGAUGACUAAAAAUAGCGUCGAGGAAAAGAUUAUCCAGAUUGGUCGGGGAAAGAUGGCUCUUGAUCAAGCUUUGAUUGAAAGCAUGGGAACUGGUGACGAUGACGCAAUUGAUCUAGAGUCUAUACUUCAGUAUGGUGCAGAGGCUCUGUUUAAUGAUGAUGAUCAAAAUGACAUUCAUUACGACUCAAAUUCUGUUGACAAGUUAUUAGACGAUAUUCACCGUGAGGAGACUAAUUCUGAGGAGGAUAAACCUGCCGAAUCACAAUUUGCUUUUGCUCGUGUCUGGGCUAACGACAAAGGAUCUCUUGCAGAGUAUCAGAAUGAAGAUGACCAGUCAGCUACUCCCAACUUUUCAGCAUGGGAUAAGAUUUUAGAGCAACGUGAAGCAGACGCUGCCAUAGAAGCAGCAAAAAAUAUGGAAACAUUCGGACGUGGAAAGAGAGCACGACAGAUGAAGCAUCAUGAGCUGGAAGCAGAAGACUCGGCAAAUCAAGACUCAUUCAAAGAUGGCGAUAAAAGACCACAGGAUGAUCAUUCUAGUGAUUUUGAGUUUAGCGAAGCUUCCGAUUCUUACGAUGAAGGAUCCGUGUCAAGUCGACACCAAAAAGGCGUAACUGCAGUGCCACAUAUAUCUAAGCCUCCCCUCCAAAUUACUGAGAGCUCCGAAUUAUCAAUUCAAGGAUACUCCAACAGAUACUCAACUACAGACGGUUCGAAGACAGUGAAUUCUUUCACGAGGUCAUAUCUUGGUGAUAUUCAAAGAUCUACUAAUGUUUCAGAACAAAGAAUAGACUCAGAUCCAGCCAAAUACUUUGGAUCAUAUCAAAGCUACCCUCAAACGCAAGACGUCUACUACAGGCCAGACCAAACUAGUAAUGGAAUAAUUUAUUCCUGGGAUGGAUUAAUGCAACCAAUCCCUAGAAACGAAAACGUUUCACAGCAACUACAGAAUUCGACUCAUCCAAUUUACCGAAAUAACCAAAUGAGAAGCGCAUGGCCUCAGGCGCCAUAUUUUUCUAGCGCAUGCUAUAAAUGCGGCUUAACACACGGUUUCAUUUCAAGGACUUGCCCCAGCACGGCUUCAGUCGUUCAGAUAAGAAUAAUGCUUGAUACGUUAGCUCGUAGUAACAUUCCAAAUUUUCCUAGAGAUAAGCUGGAAAGUGUGCUGAGGGACCAAUUAGCCCAAAGGUCGCAGAGGAUUCAUAAUUGA